AUGAAAUACAUGUUCACCACUCAUCCAGUUUCCAAAGGUCCAAGGACUUCAACUUCGAUUUCUCCCCUUCCAAAUCCCACCUCCACUGGUUUCAACAACAUGUCCUCCCCACCAUCCUCACCUUCAUCAUUUCGUUCCACAACAUCCUCCAUCCAGGUCAACCCACCUUCGCCAAAACACUCACCGGUAUCGAAAUUCAAGAAUUUUACAAGACCACAAACCGCGACGCCUGUCACGAAACCAAACCCACCAUCACCACUGGCCAAAACAACCUCACCACCUCGGACUAAACAAGCACCACCAUCGCUUCUGGAACCAAUCUCCCCACAAUCACCGAUAUCCAAAUCCAAAAGACCUCUACCGCCGCCACCGAGUGCGAAACCGAACUCACUAUCUCCAACCAAACCAAAAUGGAUAUACACAGGCAGAUUCGUAGAUCGAUACGUCCCACCCCCAUCCUUCCCACCACCGGUCCUUCCACCCGAAAUAGCUCGAUAUCGCGCGACACAACAACACAAACCCUCUCCUCCCCGUCAACCGUCAUUUGGGAGGCGGAAUCAGAUAUUACCACCGCAGCCGGUGUUGUUGAGACGUAGACCGUCUUCUCGGGCUCAAGUUGCUCCACCGAAGUUUCCGCCUGCGGUAGUUCAAAAAAUAGAGGCAGGGGAGAAGGUGAAACGAAACACGGGAUUGAGGCCUUCGGGUCCGUCGUUGGGUACGGAGGGAUUGGUGGUUGGGUUGAGAAGAUCGGCGCCGGGGCCGCCGCAGCCGAAUUUUGGGUUUUUGCCGUUGGGUGGGGAUGAAAAGGAGAAUAAAGGGGAUGAAGAUGGCGAGAAGGGGGAUGAUUAG
Glarea lozoyensis ATCC 20868 is the source of this 849-nucleotide messenger RNA. RefSeq lists its product as uncharacterized. Lineage: Eukaryota; Fungi; Ascomycota; Leotiomycetes; Helotiales; Helotiaceae. The record is from RefSeq and is a predicted model, not a curated record. Bases 1 to 849 code for a protein of 282 amino acids. The transcript has a single exon.